AAUGGUCUUAUUUAAAUAACCUUUCCUUAGAAGUCGGUAACGUGUUUAACAUGAUAAUGUGUUUUAUUAGAAGCAAUUUUGAAAAAUUUUGAACUGAGACUAAUUUAGGGAAGUGUUGAAGCAAAGUAAUAUUGAUUUUUUAAGCAAAUAGGAAACUAAUGUGGGUCAAUUUGGAAGCAACUAUGAAGCAACUUUUCAUACAAUGAAAGGAUUUGAAACUGUUUUUGAAUGAACUGAGAAAAUUUAAAAAUGAUAUUUUUAAACAAAAAAAUAUAUUUGGUUUCAUUUGAAGUUUAAAAAAAGACAUUCCACUGUAUUCCACUUUUUUCUUCGAUCUGAUUUGUCUCUUUCGAAGUCAAAUUCUUACAAGUAGUGAGAUUGUUAGUUAAAGCUGCCAAGGCAUUUAUUUCUGACAAACUAUACUCGGGACUUAAUUCGCACCAGGAAAUUAAGUGUAAAGGUUGUGUAUUUCUGUUAUAGAAAAAUAUAAAAAAUGAAAGUUCCAUCCCUACAAGAUUUGGCAGCUUCUGAAGCACUGAAAGAUCUGGAUAUAUUAAAGUGUUAUGCUCAAUAUUUGCCUAAAGCUAUUCUUUAUGUUCUUGUAAAGAAAUGCUUCUUUAUUUCAAAAAAAAGGUUGGCAUUCUCGUUGUUGAUACAAAAUUGGCCAUUACCAGUAUUUUCCAUGCAGGACAUUGGAAUUGAGUUAAAAGAGGACGAUGUCAUUUUUAUUGCCUCGUUAAUUCAGAAAAGGCUAACAGGAUCAAUUCAAUGUUUCGAUUUGUUGUAUGAUAAAUUUGGGCAGCUAGACACGCAUGUAACUGAUGCGUUAGUGCGAAUGUUUUUAAGUAAUGCUCCAUUGUUGUCAAUUAACCACUACGGCCCUGUUGCAUCUACUUCGUAUAGCAGAGCAAUUGAUUUGGCAUGUGGAACAACUUGUUUACGAUGUGACAACAAUGUUAUGAAUGAUAAUGAAAUAGUUUGUAGAAUAUUUAACACAAAGGAUCAAAUUUACUCUUCAUUAGCAAUUAAAGUGGAAUUGGUUGUAAACAGUGACAAUGUGGACAAUGUUAUAGAGUUGUGUAAACAGCAAGAAAGUACAAGUGAAAAGAGCUGCAAUACACAAUUAUUAGUUUGUAGCUUGCAGUUCCAGUACACAUUUAGUAAAAAGAUUGCCAAGGUGUUGGCAAGUGUUGAUCAGGAAAAAUUGGAAAAGGUUGAUUUAAGUUUUAAUUGUUUGUCGGAAGGGAAACGUUUAAAAUAUAUAUGUUGUGAAUUGAAAAAUAUAUGUAAUUUAUCAACAUUAUGCAUUUCUUUUAACACCAUAUCGUCCUAUCAAUGUCACACUGUAGCUGAGUGUUUGCAGAUGCUGCCUAAACUGCAGUAUUUAGAUUGUUCGUUUAAUCGUCUUGGUGAUGGACUUGUUGAUAUACUGUCCGUAGGUGUACAGUCACAUUUUUUAACAGCCUUGAUAAUAUCUGGCUGCGAGGUUACUAAAUUGGUGGUAAAUGCUCUGCUGCAAUCAAAUAACCUUCACCAUUUGCAGAAGCUCAAGAUUGACCAAAAUCAUAGGAUCGGCAGGGAGAAAAAAUUGUUUCUUUUGUUUCUGGAAAAACUGAGUGGAUCCCUGCAAUACCUAGAUAUUUCAUCUUGUGCAUUCCCUUUGAAGGACCUCAUUAGUAUUUGUCCUGUUUUGUGCAAACUUCAGUAUUUACGUUGCUUAGUUGUAUGGCCAAACCCUGGUGUUACUGAAAACACUAUAAACGAUGAUAUAUUGCCACUGCUGAGAUGUUUAAAACAUUUAAAGACAGUUCCACCUAUUGGUGAUGUUGCCUUACCAUCAAAAUUGUUUUAUGUUGCUUAAAAAAACUUGUGUAUGCGAAGCUAUUAUGUUUACAUUUCGCUAAUACAUUGUUUUUAGUUUUUAUCUUUGUCUAUUUUGUUAAUUUAAUUUUUACUUUAUGUUGUAUUUUAAUAGAUGUAAUAUACCGACUCUAAUUUUAAAACAUAAAUUUGAUAAGAAGCUGUUAUCUUUAAUAUUAAUGUUUUUUGUUUUAAAACCUCUUUCUGGAGAACGUUAUAAAAUAAUUUUAUACUUUGUUCAUGCUUUCCAAUUCUCUUAAAUCUACUUAUGGUAAAAAUUGAUACUUUUAAAUAGUCUUGAGCAACCUGAACAAAACGUUGGCCAUAGUUUUAGGAAACAAUAGACCACAUAAAAUUUUUAAACUGCAACAUCAGUUGCUAGAGAUACUUCAAAUUUGUUAUUGUGAAAGUUAACGCAUGUUUAUUUAGUUAUUUAUAAUUUCACUCAGAGGAUAAAAUAUUCAAACUGUGAAAAAUAA
Molecule: messenger RNA, 2339 nt
Organism: Hydractinia symbiolongicarpus
Lineage: Eukaryota; Metazoa; Cnidaria; Hydrozoa; Anthoathecata; Hydractiniidae
Product: leucine-rich repeat-containing protein 14-like
Exons: 1
Coding region: 494-1861 (455 amino acids)
Cellular component (GO): cytoplasm
Source: RefSeq, a predicted model, not a curated record